CAGACGCCAGGUACUCGCAAAAACGCCGAAUCACAUCCGACACCAUGAACGCCGAGAACAGGUCGCUGGACCUUGAGAGUGGAGCAGUAUUUGUCGUCAGGCAGUCGGAGCCGAAGAGAAGCUGUUUCUGGCCGUCCCUGUGUGCGGUGGCUUUGCUCGGCUUGUUGGCUGUGUCUUCCUACCUCGCACUCUGUCAGCUCGGAGUUCUCCCUUCCAAGCAGGAGACAUCACUGAACUCAAAAACUGACCCAGCACAGGACGCGAACAACGGUUCAGCUGUGACAACAGUUCCUGGGAGCGCUGGUUUGCUUCACCUCAUGAAGCAGGUGGGAAAUGACCCGCGGAGGAGAAUCGCAGCUCACCUGACAGCAUCUAAGACUGCAAAAGCGAAGAAAGUGAUUUGGCAGAAUGAGGCAGACUCCACGUUCACCCAGGGUGUGGAGUUCAGGGACAACCACCUCAUCAUCAAGACCCCUGGUCAGUACUUUGUCUACACCCAGGUGGUCUUCUACAGUGUGGGCUGUCAGGAACAGACCAUCUACCUGAACCAUGAGCUCACAAAGCUCUCAUCAGACUAUCCUGAUGAAGCCUUGCUCCUGAAAGCCACCAAGUCCGCUUGCCACUACGGCCAACACGGAGCACCCUGGUUCAAGACCUCUUACCACGGAGCCAUAUUCGAGUUUGAAGAGGGAGAUCAGAUCUUCUCCAGGGUUAGUGAGGAGGUGGUCACAUAUGUAGACACUACCCAAGGAAGGAGCUUCUUUGGAAUAUUUGCUUUGUGA
Messenger RNA from Carcharodon carcharias (great white shark), 782 nucleotides. It is a transcript of the gene lta-c2, whose product is annotated as tumor necrosis factor-like. Gene Ontology annotation, biological process: positive regulation of transcription by RNA polymerase II; immune response; extrinsic apoptotic signaling pathway via death domain receptors. The coding region runs from base 45 to 782 and encodes 245 amino acids. The record is from RefSeq and is a predicted model, not a curated record. Gene Ontology annotation, cellular component: cell surface; membrane. The transcript is spliced from 4 exons. NCBI's taxonomy places the organism in Eukaryota, Metazoa, Chordata, Chondrichthyes, Lamniformes, Lamnidae. Gene Ontology annotation, molecular function: cytokine activity; tumor necrosis factor receptor binding; CD40 receptor binding.